Danio rerio (zebrafish) is the source of this 3191-nucleotide messenger RNA. The record is from RefSeq and is a predicted model, not a curated record. NCBI's taxonomy places the organism in Eukaryota, Metazoa, Chordata, Actinopteri, Cypriniformes, Danionidae.
UACACAUAUACUGUUUGCUAUAUGGAAUGCAAAAUCUUUCAAGCUCAAUAUCUCAAAAUCAUUCAAAACGCAGAGAGAACCUUAUCAUUCCAAGGUGACACUUGUGGUUUUAACCCGCUACCUAUUGGACAUUUAAGAUACUGCACUAUAUAUUUUCAGUUUAGUUUUACUUUCGGUUUCUCUCAGUGUGCAUAGUCGAGAUUGAAGUGAUCCUUUUUAACUUAAGCUAUAUUUUUGAAAUAUAUUCAUGGGUAAUUCGAUCACUAUUAGUUUUAUACCACCUGUAUUCCAACAGAGGUAUAAUUAUGCUGGUGGUCUAAUAUUCGAUUCAAAUUCUCUCGUGUCAUUUGAUAGAUUUCCCUCAUAUGCAUAUUAAGACUUGUAGUCUAUAAAAACUAAAUCCAUUAGUAAAAUUUGUAUGUCAAUCUGGUUGAAUCCACUUUUUCCCCCCUACAAAAACUAAAAAAUAGUGAGAAAUUAGUAAAAAUGAAUAAGCUGCUUAUUGUUGCAGGUUGUACACAUGAAUAAUAAUAUUAACAAAUAUUGCACAUGAUGGUUGACAGAAAUGAGAUGCCCAUGCUUAAUGUAUUGAAUGAAAUGAAAGUCUUUUAAAGAUUUUGUUUCACUUUGACAUUCUCCAGUAGACCUACAGCCAUUUAAUCUUUUUUUCCUAGGGGCGGAGUCUAAAAUUCGCGGGCUUUUGUUCAUUUUGUUUUUUUCUCUCUCUCUCUCUCGCUCACCCUCUGCGUGUCUCAGUCCACUUUCACUCCGUCGAAUCGGCAAUCGCUUAAAUCGACAUAUUAUCUUCGAGAGUCUCCUGCACUGAGCCAGUUAAGCUUUUUUUCGACUGACCGAGAUGGAUAAAACUAGUAAUCCUAACAACAGUAAUCAAAUAAAUCGAGCUUCCCCAAAUGAGCAAGAGAAAAUCAAAACAGAUGAACCGAAGAGGAAAAAUACAUCACAGGAAGAUAAGGAAAACCUACAUAAAGGUGUCCAAAAUAAUAAUUCACCUAAAAGACAGCGGGAGCCUCUUCAAUCCACCUGCAAUAUUUCUGACCAUUAUCCUAAAAGGAAGCGUGCAGUGACAGAGCAGAAAGAGUGCUAUUCCAUGUCAAAUCGACCUCUUGGAUAUUGUUUGAUCAUCAACAAUUAUAAAUUUGAAAGUGCAUCACUUGCAGACCGGAGAGGGACUGAUAGAGAUAAAGACGAUCUCACCAAAGUCUUUGAGAAAAUGUAUUUCAAAGUUGAAGUGCGGGACGAUUUACAAGCCUCAGACAUGCGAAAUGUGAUAAAAGAAUUUGCAGAGAAGGAUCACUCUCAGAUGAAUGCUUUUGUCUGCUGCAUCCUCACCCAUGGAGAGAAAGGCACUGUUCUGGGAACAGACGGAAAACAAGUUCCGAUUCGUGAACUCUCACAGCCGUUUGCUGAAUGCCGUUCUCUAGCCAGUAAACCCAAACUGUUCUUCAUUCAGGCCUGUCAGGGCAAUAUGAGACAGCAAGGUUUGUGGAUGGCACAUGAGCGGGAGAACACCACAGAAGAGGAAGCAUAUGAGGAGGAUGCUCAUGCUGCAGGGAAUUACAGUAUCCCUAUGGAUGCAGAUUUCCUCUUUGCUAUUGCAACGGUGGAGCAUUUUAGAUCCUACCGCCACAUUACAAAUGGGUCCAUCUUUAUUCAGGUGCUCUGCAAGCAGCUGGAAAGGGGCUGUGCACAGAAAAAGGACAUACUCUCAAUUUUAACCGCGGUAAAUGGAGUAGUGGGCUCCAAAAUUCUACAGGGUUACAAGCAGAUGCCUGAGGUUCGCUACACUCUGACCAAAGCACUGGUCCUGCCCAUGAAUGGAGUCUCCUAAUCGGCUGCAGGAUGACAAUAUGCCAUCACUUCUAAAAGACAAGCACAGAGAUUAAUUUGUUACAUCUGCAUGUCUAAAUUAUGUAGAUAUGUUAAACUAUUUUUUAAAAUUAAUGCAUGGUACUAGGAACCAAAGCCAAUGGUUUUAUUCUCAGGGAAUGGGGUAAAUGCAAGCAGACUUUUAAUUUUAGUCAGCCAGCCUGAGGGCUUCAGGUUAAUUGUCAUCCCACACAAAAUCGCCAAGUUUAAGAUCUGAUUUCUUAAAAAAACAGUGAUCUUCAUUACCUGGCUGAGAUAUGAUAUAAAGUGUGUAUCAGACCAAACAAGAAGCACUGCAUCAAAUUAUAUUUUUCCACAGUAUGUCUUUAAAAUAUGGAAACAUAUUUUACCCCAGUAUUUUAAAUAGAGUUUCUGCGCCAUCCUGCGGCUAAUGAAGGCGCCUGCGUUUAAACCGUCUUUCAUCUCUUUUUACACUUUAACAACCAAAUGGAUGCUUAAGUCUAUUUAACAGAUUAUAUUUGAAUUACAUUGAAUAACCUAUUGGAAAAAGAGGGUUUUUGGAUGUACAUUAUUUGGGUAUGGGUUAAGUAAGAAAUGAAUACUGCAGUGCAAAGAUUUAUUAAUUUGUAAUAUUUUACAAUAUUAGCAUUUUCACAUUUUGCCAUGGGAUUGAAUUUUAUAUCUAAAUAUUGUUUUUAGUUGUUUAAUUUAAAAGAACAAAUUCAGAGAGUUUUUAAUUAUCAGCUGCAUUUCAUAGUGCCGAUUGUUCUACUGUUUAAAACAGAAACGGUGUAGUUCCUUGUCCCUAUGGGUCAUAUUGAUUUUUUUUUUUAUAACCACAAGUUAAUGAUUGACCUCAUUUAGGAGACCAUAAAUAGCUGAUAAAUCACCAGUGGCCUAGGACAGCUCUUAGAUAACAGUUUAAAUUAUUUAGCAAGAUUAAUUGCCGAAGAUUAAAUGCAUUUUGUAAAUGUUUUUAUUUUGGACUAGCAUUAAGAAUCGCUAAUCCUAAGCAAUCAUUGUCUAUAAGGAUAUUGUAAAUAGAUACAUUAGACAAAUUAAAUUGUGUAGAAUAGAUAUUAUCCUCCCAAUUUUUGGCCUUUUUAGGUGAAAACAUGAUUUGUGAAGAUUUUAUUUCACACCCCAUCAACAAUAUGCAUCAAUGGACAUCUCUCUUUUUUUAAAUUGAACAUUGUUAAGUGCAUUUUAUUGUACUUAAAAUAAUGCAACUGGUUUUGUAUUCAAUUGUUUUAAAUAUAUUUAUACAUGCUAAAUGUUUUAAAUUUGCAAAAAUGCUGUAUUGUAAACAGUUCUACUAUUAAAAAGUAAAAAAUUUUAAUUAC